AUGUUGGUCAAAACGCAACGAGAAUCUCAUGAAAAAGACUAUUCUAAACAACAAUCAUCAUCCGAAGAAGUUAGAGUGGAAGUUCAAGAUUUAGAAGAUGAAUUAGAAGAACUUCAGUCCAAAUUUGAUCAUCAAUUAAGUUUACUUCGAGAACGUUUACAACAUGAAGAACAUCGGCGGAAAAAAGCCCAAGAAGAAUUGCAAACAAUUAAUUCAUUAAAUGAUCAUUCAAUGACAGCAAUGAAAAAAACUCAUGAAGAAUUGCUUGAAGAACUACGUCGGCAUUACGAAGAACAAAUUACUACGUUACGUGAUGAACAUGUUGCUGAAUUGCAAGAAGAAAAAAAAGCUACCAAGAUGGCUUUGGAUGCUGUACAACGAGCUCAUGAUGCUGAAUUAAAAAAUAUAGCAGAAAAAGUUCGUACUAUGUCUAGCUGUGGUACUGGUACCAUUAGUUCUGGGAUAAUGUCAUCAUCCCAAGCAUGCACCUCAGUUGAUAUUCGAAAUGAUAUACAAUCUACUAGGCAAAGUAAAAUGUUAGAACAAAUGAGCACUGAAUUAGCACAAUUGUCGGCGUUGUAUUCGGCCAAAUGUCUCGAGAAUUCUCAGCUUGAUGAGAAGAUGUCGUUAUUGCUUGCUGACAAAGAAAAUCAGUCCUUGUUAAAGUAAGU
Thelazia callipaeda (thelaziosis nematode) is the source of this 671-nucleotide messenger RNA. NCBI's taxonomy places the organism in Eukaryota, Metazoa, Nematoda, Chromadorea, Rhabditida, Thelaziidae. The record is from the annotation of a GenBank genome assembly.